GGUGGGUAGGUGGGGUAAAGUAGUAGGAAGUCACACAUAUGUGAUGUUCAAGUACAGACAUAUUACAAAUCAAAGAGUUCAAGAAUUCUUUAUAUAUCUCACUCAUUCCCAUUUGCAAAUUCAUAUCUAUGAACAACCGUCUUAUACAGUUAAAUUCUCAUAUCACUCCCAAAAUGGCUUCCCAAUCAGACAUUCAUCUCUACACAACCCAAACUCCUAAUGGAAUCAAGAUAUCGAUCACUUUGGAGGAACUGGGUCUUUCCUACGAGGUACACAAGAUUGACAUCUCUAAAAACACCCAAAAAGAGCCAUGGUUUCUUGAGAUAAAUCCCAAUGGACGAAUUCCCGCUUUGACCGAUACAUUCACGGAUGGAAAGAAGAUCAAUCUGUUUGAGAGUGGUAGCAUUCAGCAAUACCUCGUCGAUAGAUAUGAUACCGAGCAUAAGAUCUCAUACCCAAAGGGUACAAGAGAGUACUAUGAAGUCAACAACUGGCUCUUUUUCCUCAAUGCUGGUGUAGGUCCCAUGCAAGGUCAAGCUAACCACUUCUCAAAAUACGCCCCCGAGAGGAUCGAGUAUGGUAUCAAUCGCUAUACAAAUGAGACCAGGCGUUUGUAUUCUGUCCUCAAUACUCAUCUAGAAAAAUCAACCUCUGGUUAUUUGGUUGGUGACAGAUGUACAAUCGCUGAUAUUGCUCAUUGGGGUUGGGUAACUGCUGCCUUUUACAGUGGAGUUGAUAUCGAGGAAUUCCCAGCUCUCAAGGCAUGGGAUGAGAGAAUGGAAAAGAGACCUGGAGUUGAGAAGGGCCGUCAUGUACCAGAUCCACACAACAUCGGAGCCUUAAAGAAAGACCCUGAACGUGAGGCAAAAAUGAAGGCUGCGGCAGAGAAAGGUAGAGAAUGGAUCCAGGCAGGUAUGAAGAGCGAUGCCAAGAAAUAAUUUCUUGACGAGAUCAAGGGUAGCAGGGCUAGAGUUCAAUAAUUGUCCUACAUUUCUGAAUCAAUCACUGAUAAGCGUUUCUUGAAAUGAUAAAAAUUGCUUUUAUUGAUAUGUUCGUUCUUUUGUGCUGUGA
This is a messenger RNA of Botrytis cinerea B05.10, 1071 nucleotides long. RefSeq names its product Bcgst1 (gene Bcgst1). The record is from RefSeq and is a predicted model, not a curated record. The transcript is spliced from 3 exons. NCBI's taxonomy places the organism in Eukaryota, Fungi, Ascomycota, Leotiomycetes, Helotiales, Sclerotiniaceae. Bases 174 to 938 code for a protein of 254 amino acids.